UGGCCUGAGUGUCUUGCUUGCAUUAGUGCUAAUGACCCGAGCCUAAAAUAAAAAUAAAGCCCAGGAGAGACAUCAGGCCAGGCCCAAUAUUAGUUUUGUUGAAUCUGCAGUCACAGAAGAAGAAUUAAGAGGUAAAUGAUCAAAAAGACUAUAACAAGCAGGAGUUCAAAUCUUCACCGUCAAUCAUCACUAUGGAGCAAAUGCAAAGAUCUUCAAUCCCUAAAGCAAAUUCACGCUUUCAUGAUCAUCACUGGUUUCAACUCCAAUCGCAUUGCUCUAAGGGAACUCAUUUACGCUUCAGCUGUUACUUUUUCGACCUCAAUUCACUAUGCACACAAGGUGUUUGCUCAAAUUACUCAACCAGAUCUCUUCAUGUGGAACACUAUGCUUAGAGGCUCAGCUCAAAGUCUCAGACCAUCUUUAGCUGUUUCCCUUUAUACCCAUAUGGAAAAACUUAAUAUACGUCCAGAUAGUUAUACUUUCCCAUUUGUACUUAAAGCAUGUACUAAGCUUUCUUGGAUUGUUUCUGGGCUUACUAUACAUGGGAAAAUUGUGAAACAUGGGUUUGAAUCUAAUAAAUUUGCUAGGAAUACCCUUAUUUAUUUUCAUGCAAAUGUUGGAGAUAUAAGAAUUGCAGGCCAACUCUUUGAUAGUUCAGCUAAGAGGGAUGUUGUUGCUUGGUCUGCUUUGACUGCUGGAUAUGCGAGACGAGGCGAAUUGGAUGUUGCACGGAAGCUGUUCGAUGAAAUGCCUGUGAAAGAUUUGGUUUCUUGGAAUGUGAUGAUCACUGGGUAUGUGAAACAAGGGAAGAUGGAGAAUGCAAGGGAGUUGUUUGAUGUGUUGCCAAAGAGAGAUGUUGUGACUUGGAACGCGAUGAUUUCAGGGUAUGUUCUUUGUGGAGAAAAUGAGAAGGCGUUGACAAUGUACGAAGAGAUGAGAGGUGCAGGGGAAUACCCUGAUGAAGUCACCAUGUUGCACCUUUUAUCCGCGUGCACGGAUUCAGCGUUCUUGGAUGUUGGCGAGCAAAUACAUCGAUCUAUUAUCGAGAUAGGUGCUGGGGAGUUAAAGUUGUUUCUUGGUAAUGCACUUGUAGAUAUGUAUGCUAGGUGUGGAAGUAUUAGGAAGGCACUUGAAGUGUUUCAUGGCAUGAGAGAAAAGGAUGUGUCGUCGUGGAACAUAAUUAUCUUAGGAUUAGCUUUCCAUGGUUAUUCUGAAGAAUGUAUUUCUCUUUUUGAAGAUAUGAGGAGAAUGAAGUAUAUCCCUAAUGAAAUUACUUUUGUUGGUGUGUUAGUUGCUUGUAGUCAUGCUGGAAAAGUUGAUGAGGGCCGAGGAUAUUUCAACAUGAUGAGAGCUGAGUACAAUAUUGAGCCGAACAUAAGGCAUUAUGGGUGUAUGGUUGAUAUGCUAGCACGUGCCGGACAAUUGAAUGAAGCGUUUGAGUUCAUAAACACCAUGGAGAUUGAACCUAAUGCUAUUAUAUGGAGAACAUUGCUAGGAGCCUGUAAAGUUCAUUCCAAUGUUGAGCUGGGAAGGUAUGCUAAUGAGCAGGUACUUAAAUUGGGAAAGGAAGACAGUGGGGACUAUGUCUUGCUGUCUAAUAUCUAUGCUUCGAGGGAUGAAUGGGAUGGUGUUGAAAGGGUGAGGAAGUUGAUGGAUGACAAUGGGGUUUGGAAAGAACCUGGUUGUACUUUAAUUGAGGCUGAUGAUUAUGCUCUCAGGAAUUUUUGUUUUGAUUCCAAAGCUUAAGCAUUCUUGAGAAUAAAAUUAGCAGGCAGAAGCUGAGAAAGACCCCAUGCCUGAGCAUGGAGUAAGCUUAACACCUUUUUCUUAAACUUUAUACGCAUGAAGGUCCAUCCUCUGUGGAAGGGUGUACAAAGACUAUACUUGUGAUCCAAAUUGCAUUUCUCCUGUUUCUUUCAGUACAAGAGAACAUGGAAUUAGCUACGGCAUUUGUCGGUAAUCCUUAGCUAAUCCGUCGCUAAAUAGCUCCUCGCUAAUUAGAUUUUCUUAUAAUCCGUCUCUAAUCCAUAGCUAAAUGAUAUUAGCAUGGGAUUUUGCCGUUUAGCUAUGAAAUUUUGUCCGUCGCUAAUUUCAUAGUUUUCUUAUAUUGUAGUCCAUUGAGGUCAUUGUAUGUCUCAUUUAGAGUUUUAGA
Molecule: messenger RNA, 2152 nt
Organism: Lycium barbarum (goji berry)
Lineage: Eukaryota; Viridiplantae; Streptophyta; Magnoliopsida; Solanales; Solanaceae
Product: pentatricopeptide repeat-containing protein At5g15300
Exons: 1
Coding region: 136-1746 (536 amino acids)
Biological process (GO): RNA modification
Molecular function (GO): protein binding; RNA binding
Source: RefSeq, a predicted model, not a curated record